This is a messenger RNA of Gasterosteus aculeatus aculeatus (three-spined stickleback), 2733 nucleotides long. RefSeq names its product suppressor of cytokine signaling 3b (gene socs3b). Gene Ontology annotation, molecular function: 1-phosphatidylinositol-3-kinase regulator activity. NCBI's taxonomy places the organism in Eukaryota, Metazoa, Chordata, Actinopteri, Perciformes, Gasterosteidae. The record is from RefSeq and is a predicted model, not a curated record. Gene Ontology annotation, biological process: phosphatidylinositol phosphate biosynthetic process; intracellular signal transduction. Gene Ontology annotation, cellular component: phosphatidylinositol 3-kinase complex.
GUGCUCUCUCCCAGCCCCUCUCUGGAUGCAUCGGACUCCUCUGCCCCGGGGCCCUGGACCCGGUGUGUGACCCCCCCUCCCUCGCCCCAUCCCCCCCCUCUCCCCACUCCCUCCGCACCGAGCUCCUUUCCACCUGUCCGCCUCGGCGCUCCUGUCCUGGGCCCCCUGCCUCUCGACCAGUGGGCAGAGGCGGGGGGCCAUGGCGCCACGGUAGCCUCCAGCGGGCGCAACCCCGCCGCCAUGAGCAGCGUGACCCCUCCGGAGGGCCGGGUUCAGGGGUCAAACCGCACCCUGCAUCACUACAAGCCCUUCAGCUCGCACGAACACUACCAGCAGGUGAUGCGUGCGCUGCGUAAGCUGCAGGAGAGUGGGUUUUACUGGGGGGCCGUGGGGGGCCGGGAAGCCAGCGCCCGGCUGCGCUCCGAACCGCCCGGCACCUUUCUGAUCCGCGACUCCUCGGACCACCACCACUUCUUCACCCUCUCCAUCCAGACGUCUCGGGGACCCAAGAACCUGCGCAUCCACAGCGAGGGAGGCGGCUUCUUCCUGCAGCCGGACCCCCAAAACACCCAGGAGCCCCGGCAGUUCGACUGCGUGCUGAAGCUUGUGGCGCACUACAUGAGCAAAGGGCCGGACGGUGGACGGGGCAGAGAAGCGCCGUGUGGGGGUAAUUCAAGAGAGGCGGAGAAGAGCGGCUGCAGCGCGUAUCUCAUUCACACCAGCGGGGAGAAGAUCCCCUUGGAACUGCGGCGGCCCCUCUCGAGUUCCCUCUCCUCCCUGCAGCACAUGUGCAGGAGGGCCCUGAACAACCAGGAGGGGUCGGGGGGAGCGGAGCAGCUGCCGCACAGGCUUAAAGACUUCCUGGAGGAGUACGACGCCACUAUAUGACCGACGGCAAGCGCGAGAAGUUCCACAAACCUCGACCAACCUCGGGCGCCGACGCGAGGUCUCGCGUUCUGUUGUCGCGUCGAGGCCAGAACCCCCUCCCAUCGGGUAACCAAUGAUUACCUCGUCCGUCCUGACCACCACUGUGAGUGGCAAAACCGUGCCAGAAGGUCAAAGGUCAACGUUUCCCGUGACUGACUCAAGACGCAGAGCGGAGCCUCGUAGAAGAUUAACCCGAUUGGGUCGCUACUAGCGACGCCGUGAUCAGAAACGUCUCCUCUCUCUCCGCCGGACAUUCACGACAAUCUGACAGGAAACAGGACAAAACAACGGGGAGGUGCAGACGGGGUCAAUGGAGGAGGAGCUGACGGUGAAAAAGCAAAGUCCAAACACAGGGGUCGGGGCGGGAGGAGGAGAGGGGAGGGGGGGGAGGCGAAGCAGAGAACAUACAGUUUUAUUUGUCUGCGUGAGUCUGUGUGUGUUGUGGUAGCGCACACAUUUCCAUUGCUGCUUCCCGCAAACGUUGCCUCACUGAGGGGCGGGGGCAGGGUGGGGGGGGGGUUGUGCAUGGCAGCUCCACACACACACACACACGCACACACACACACACAAUGCUACAGGCCAGCAUGAAGGUUUUUCUUUUUUUUUUGAAAGCGUGGGAACAAGAGACGGCCCGGAAAAAAAACCCCGCGAUGCCAAGCAUGUUCUCCUGUUUGCUUCCUGGUUCUCCUCCGUCGCCCUGCGGCCCUUCGAGUCGGAAGCGUGUUGCUGAGACUAAAGCUUUGGCACGAAACCAAACAGCAGAAUUUAUUUUUAUCCAGACUGGCGGGAUAGAAAAUGUCCCCGUUCAAGCGCCUCGGGGAGCGGUGAUGAUGAUCCAUAACAUUUGAAGGAGAGGAGGAGGGGGGGGGUUGAACGAAGGAGAAAGAAGAGCGGGAAAUGGGAUUAGGAAAGGGAAAUUGAAGAGGAGGGAGAACUGGGGAAGGGGGAGGAGACAUACUGGUACACGGCUAAACAGAAACAGUGAUGUGAUUGAUGCCCCAGACUUGGAGGAAACGAUGAAGCUGGACAGGACGCCGCUCCUUUAAAACGUAAAGCCACGUCUGCCAAGAUGUGAAAAAGACGUUCUUGGCUGAGUCUUAAUUCUCUCCUUCAGACCCUCUCAGAGCAAUUCCUCCUCCAACAUUAUCAUCUCCAACGUGUUUUUUUUUCUUCUUUCUUUUAAGUGCUCAUGAAGGAGAAAACGUUUUCAAUCCCAGUAACUUUAGAAAGGCUUCUCGUCCUCCGUCUCAUCGUUGCCUCUGAAGCGGGAGUUGGUUUUCUGUGUCUGAGGGUCCGGGGGGGGGAACACAAAACCUCCUGAGAGUGGAAAAAGACGGCCUUUUGUAAAACAGAGACUCAGAUUUGAUCAGAAUUGUUUCUGUCUGUGUUUGACCAGUGCUCAUACUUACCUGUGAUCCAUAUUGGAGUGGUAGCCUUUUCACAUCAUUAAACUUUGUGAUCUCAUGUGUUCACUCGAGACAAGAGUGCUGAAAUAGUACCACAGUGAUACUUUCCUUACUUCUUUUUGGAAAUAUUUUCUCCCGUCAACACCAAGUUUGUUUCUGUUUUUUUUUACAUGUGUUGCACCAGAGGACCACAUGUGUAUUUGAAUCAUUUCGUCUUUUAUAAAGACUCUCUCGCUAAAGGCUGGCCACUGGUCUGGCAAAGAUACAAGCUGUUAUAUCCGAAAUGACAAAGCAUUACAUACAACGAGAAAAGUCAAUGAAAAGGAAACGUUGCACAUAUUUAUAUUUCUAAAAUAUUUCAAUAAUUUAUAUUAAAGAGCACUAUUUUUACAAAAGUCAA